Debaryomyces hansenii CBS767 is the source of this 918-nucleotide messenger RNA. RefSeq names its product Ccc1p (gene CCC1). The transcript has a single exon. Gene Ontology annotation, biological process: intracellular manganese ion homeostasis. Gene Ontology annotation, molecular function: manganese ion transmembrane transporter activity; iron ion transmembrane transporter activity. The record is from RefSeq and is a predicted model, not a curated record. Gene Ontology annotation, cellular component: fungal-type vacuole membrane. Bases 1 to 918 code for a protein of 305 amino acids. Lineage: Eukaryota; Fungi; Ascomycota; Pichiomycetes; Serinales; Debaryomycetaceae.
AUGUCAUUAGUUACGUUAAAAAACCAAAUAGGGGGAUUAUUGAAGAAGUCGAAGUCGGAUGAAGAGUUGGAAAGGAUCGAUGCUUCGUUAUCUAAUAAUAACAGACCAUAUGGGUCAACAAAUGAUGGAGAUGAUAGAACACAGGAAAUAAUAGUGGAAGAGGCCAUGGCUAACGCGUCUAAGCUGAACGGUUCUGUGAGCAGUGAAGAUGACGAGAAGGUAGGGUUUUUCGAUAAAUUUGACCCUAGAGUGAUGUCGGACAUAAUUAUUGGUUUAUCUGACGGAUUGACGGUUCCUUUUGCUUUGACGGCAGGGUUGUCAUCGUUAGGUAACUCUAAGUUGGUCAUUACGGGUGGUAUGGCAGAAUUGGUGUCGGGGGCGAUUUCUAUGGGAUUAGGGGGGUUUUUAGCAGCUAAAUCAGAGUUGGAAUACUAUAAAUCACAGGUGAAGAAGGAAAAGUUAGAGUUUUUCAAGAAGCCGGAGAUGAUCAACCAGGACGCAGCAGAAAUAAUGUUUGAAUUGGGGGCUUCCGAGCAGACCAUUGGGUCGUUUUUGAAAGACUUGGAUUCGCAACCUAAGAACCUCAUCGAUUUUGUUAUUCGUUUCGGAAAGGGCCUCGAAGAGCCUGCUGAGGGCAGAGAAAUCACAUCGGCAUUGACCAUUGGACUGGCCUACUUCUUGGGUGGUUUCGUUCCAUUAUUACCAUAUUUUUUCUGCACGGUAGUCAAAACUGGCUUGAUUACAUCAGUUAUUGUUAUGUUGAUCACCUUAUUUAUAUUCGGUUACAUCAAGACUUCCAUCUCCUUGGGAGAAGAUUGCGGAAGGGGUAAGAAAUUCAUCGAAGGUAUUCAAAUGGUGGCUAUUGGAUCUGUCGCAGCUGGGGCUGCCUGGACUUUAGUAUACUUUAUUGAUAAUUAA